AUGGCGAUUGAAUCUUUAUUAAUAAUCAAUAAAUCUGGUGGUCUACUGUACCAACGGAAUUUCAUAGACAAGCCACCACAAUCACAAGCACCCAAUCAACCGGAACCACAACAACAAUUGAACAGUAAUGAUUAUUUGAUUCUGGCCAGUACGUUACAUGGUGUCUUUGCCAUUGCAUCGCAAUUGACACCUAAGGCAUUACAACUUUCACAGAAUGAUAUCGAUUAUACGAUACCGUACAUACCUAACGUUGGGAUGCCUACCAAUGGUGGAAGAACCGGUAAUGGAUCGACGGUUGGUGGCGGUAGUGGUUCUUCUGGUCCUGGUAGCAAUAAACUUGGUAGUUUCAAGGGAGAUGAUUUUUUCAAGGAUUCAUUUGUUAGUUGGAAUAAGAGUGGAUUGAGACAGUUAUGCACUGAUCAAUUUACGAUGUUUAUCUAUCAGACAAUGACAGGGUUGAAAUUCGUAGCGAUAAGUACCACAGUGAUGCCGCAACAGAAGGUGGCCACGCCUUCGGGGACAGAUAAAUUGGAUCGUUAUGGGAACUCCUCCAAUCUAGCCAUUCAAAUCGCAGAUAAUUUCUUGAGGAAAGUUUAUUGUCUGUAUAGUGACUACGUGAUGAAAGACCCAUUCUAUUCGAUGGAGAUGCCAAUAAAGUCUGAUCUGUUCGACAAGAAGGUGCGUGCCAUGAUCAAGAACAUGAACGAGUAG
Messenger RNA from Naumovozyma castellii, 711 nucleotides. It is a transcript of the gene TRS23, whose product is annotated as TRAPP subunit TRS23. The record is from RefSeq and is a predicted model, not a curated record. The transcript has a single exon. Lineage: Eukaryota; Fungi; Ascomycota; Saccharomycetes; Saccharomycetales; Saccharomycetaceae. Bases 1 to 711 code for a protein of 236 amino acids.